Molecule: messenger RNA, 1198 nt
Organism: Chrysoperla carnea
Lineage: Eukaryota; Metazoa; Arthropoda; Insecta; Neuroptera; Chrysopidae
Exons: 5
Coding region: 7-1074 (355 amino acids)
Source: RefSeq, a predicted model, not a curated record
UUAAAAAUGAAAAAUAAUUUCGUAAUCGGUUUAAUAAAUGUGAUUUUUUAUUGUGCAUUCUUCACAAAUAAUUCAAAUGCACAACGGAUAACUACAAUACAAUUAGAAGGAACACAAUAUUUCAUUAGUAAAAUGAAUCCAUACGCACCAGCAUUGAAUUAUUAUUUAGCUUAUCAAUAUUGCCGAUCAAUUGGUUUACAAUUAGUUUCAUUUGAAACAAUGGAAAAAACUAAAGCAAUGUCUAAUUAUUUGAAAAAUGCAGGGUACACUACAACGGACUAUUGGACUGCUGGUAAUAAAUUAGGUACAAAUAUGUUGAUUUGGAUGAGUACUGGUCUACCAUUUAAUUCAACAUUUAAUAUGAUGAGAAAUCAAAAACAAGAGCGAUCAUUUUCAGCAAGACUUGGAGGUAGAAGUGUUGAAAGUGCACCAGGUGCAAAUUGUGUUGCAUUAACGAAACCAUUAAUGGAAUGGGAUGUAUUUGAUUGUAUGGCAACAAAAGAUUUUAUCUGUGAACAGACACGAUGCUAUUAUUAUAAUUACGGUGCCAUCCCCGUGACCGCUUCACAGGGAACAACCACAAUUUCUCCACCAUCUACUACAAUUUAUUCAUCAAAUACCAUUUCUCCUGAUGCCAGUAAACCAAUUCUACAACAACAAAGUACACCAGAAGAUUUAGACAGUACAACAACAUAUCGUCCAACAACAUGUGCUUAUUCAACUGGUAAUGAAACUUCUGCAAAUGAUUGUGGUGAUGAUGAAAUACUAAUUGUUACAUCGAAAACACCCUCCGAGUCAACAAAAUCAAACGAGACUACCAAAAUUAAUACUCAAAAUGAUAAAUAUGAAACGGAAAAAUCGGAAAAAAUUGAAUAUCGUACUCUGGGACCGUAUGAAAACAAUAAUAAUGAUGCGGCUUAUGAUGAUUAUGAGACAGAUGAUGAAUCUAUCAGGUUGUUACAUAACGAAAAAAAAAUCAGAUUAAACCAUCAAUAUCGAACAAAAACUAAACGUGAAUCUAAACAAAAUGAAUAUUAUUCUACAAUUGUACCAGAUAAUAUUAAUAUCUUUUAAAAAAUGUUCAAAAAUAUCAAAUCAAAAGUUUUUCGGCGUAAAAUACAGUGUUUUUGUAAGCAAAAGAAUAGACCUAGCAGUUAUCAAAAAAACUAUUCAAUUUAUUCAGUUUAAAAAAAAAAAA